This is a messenger RNA of Cladophialophora psammophila CBS 110553, 1473 nucleotides long. RefSeq lists its product as uncharacterized. NCBI's taxonomy places the organism in Eukaryota, Fungi, Ascomycota, Eurotiomycetes, Chaetothyriales, Herpotrichiellaceae. Gene Ontology annotation, cellular component: membrane. Bases 1 to 1473 code for a protein of 490 amino acids. Gene Ontology annotation, molecular function: transmembrane transporter activity. Gene Ontology annotation, biological process: transmembrane transport. The transcript is spliced from 2 exons. The record is from RefSeq and is a predicted model, not a curated record.
AUGGCGGCGUUUGAGGUGGAAAAGUCGCAGGGAGUUCACGUCACAUCCGGCAUCUGCAUUCCAAACCAAGAACAUCAGUCCAAUGGCAACGGAGACCCAAGACGAGGGAAUCUGCACGAGAUAGCUGAAGGAGGCCAUAUAGCGACCGACAGGCAAGUCUUUCAUUUACAGGCCGACCACAGCAACGCGAGGCUUGCCGGGUUUGAGAAAGAUCUCGGCCUGCAUGGCUACGAUUACAACAAAGUGCUAACCGCAUUUUACAUCGGCUACGUCGUCUUAGAAAUGCCCUCAAGCUUCGCCUGCAAGUUUUUCGGUCCGGGGUGGUUUAUUCCCACAAUGACAGUUGCGUUUGGUUUCUUCUCGCUUCUCACAGGCUUCUGUACGAAUAUCCAGAACGUUUCCGCUGUCCGAUUCCUGCUUGGGAUGUGCGAAGCUGGAAUGCUUCCCGGAAUCGCAUACUAUCUUUCUAGGUGGUACCGACGGAGCGAGCUGGUCUUUCGUUUAUCGUUGUACAUUAUCAUGACUCCACUUGCCGGGGCCUUUGGGGGUCUGCUUGCGUCGGCGAUCUUAACGCUUGAUCGCUUGGGCUACCUACGAACUUGGAGGAUGAUAUUCAUAAUCGAAGGCACGAUUACUUGCGGCCUAGGUCUACUGUCUUUCUUCACCCUGACCGAUCGACCCGAGACAGCCAGAUGGCUUACAACUGAAGAGAAGGACCUCGCCAUAGCACGAGUGAAAUCCGAGCGAACGGCAAGCACAGAAGUACUCGACAAAUUCAACAAGAACAAAUUACUCAAGGGAAUCCUCAACCCCGUGACGCUGACAACCGCAACAAUCUUCGGCCUCGGAAACAUCACGGCGCAGGGCCUCGCAUUCUUUGCGCCGACCAUCGUCAAGAGCAUUUACCCUCAGCAUAGCGUGGUUUCACAACAGCUGCACACCGUACCUCCUUACAUUCUUGGUGCAGGCUUCGUACUCAUCUUACCCUACCUGAGCUGGAAGACUGACCGCUACCUAAUUUACUACAUCAUUGCCCUUCCGAUCACACUUUGUGGAUUUGCGAUGUUUCUCGGAACACGAAAUACGGAUGCUCGCUACGCUGCAACGUUCCUAGUGGCUAGCUCUGCAUUUCUGUUUGGAGCUUUGAGCAACGCUUUGAUAUCGGCGAAUGUCAUCUCGGACACUUCAAGGUCUGCCGCCAUAGGAACCAAUGUUCUGUUUGGGAAUAUUGGGGGAUUAGUUUCAACAUGGUCAUACCUUCCCUUUGAUGGCCCUAAUUACCCUAUCGGCAACGGGUUGAAUCUCGCGGCAAUCUCGUGCUGUUUUUUUCUCUCUGUCACGCUCCUCCUAUGGAUGAAGUACGACAAUCAGAAACGCGCCAAUAGAAAUAUCGACUCAGAGAUCAGUGGACUGUCGAUCAAGGAACUGCAAGAUCUGGACUGGCAGCAACCAGCAUUCCUUUGGAAGCCGUAA